Molecule: messenger RNA, 366 nt
Organism: Triticum aestivum (bread wheat)
Lineage: Eukaryota; Viridiplantae; Streptophyta; Magnoliopsida; Poales; Poaceae
Exons: 2
Coding region: 58-366 (102 amino acids)
Source: RefSeq, a predicted model, not a curated record
UUGAACUCAACCGUCUGCUACUCCGCCGCCCCGAAAUUUCAUCCAUCGUAGUCGCCGAUGACGACGCCCGUCGCAGAUCUCGGCCAGGACGGGUCCGGUGCCGCCGUCGCCGUCGAGGACUCCGGCCCAGCGGAGAACCCCGCCUCCGUCGUAGAUCCCGGCCACGGCCAGGACGCGGCCGACGAGCUCUCCGGCCUAGCGGAGAACGACCCUUGCUUGAUGUCGCAGCUUCGUCGACGGUGGCUCCUCGCUCUCGUCCGGGGCCAACGCGGCGGAGCCUUCAGCGCGCUGCGCAUCAGCCCUUGGCAUUAUCUUAGCCGACGAGUGGAUGAGCCAUGUCGCCUACGCCAAGCAAACCGCCGCUGA